Messenger RNA from Lodderomyces oxycetoniae, 1797 nucleotides. Its product is annotated as putative electron-transferring-flavoprotein dehydrogenase. Gene Ontology annotation, molecular function: electron-transferring-flavoprotein dehydrogenase activity; iron-sulfur cluster binding. The record is from RefSeq and is a predicted model, not a curated record. Gene Ontology annotation, cellular component: mitochondrial inner membrane. NCBI's taxonomy places the organism in Eukaryota, Fungi, Ascomycota, Pichiomycetes, Serinales, Debaryomycetaceae. Gene Ontology annotation, biological process: electron transport chain. The transcript has a single exon. Bases 1 to 1797 code for a protein of 598 amino acids.
AUGUUUCGAGUGUUACGCAGAAAGAGUGUAUUGGCACUUCUGUACAAAAGUGCUGUAUCCAGAGGUAUCUGGAAACGGCCCCUUUCUACUCCCCCUCCACCUCUUGCAAGUUGUUCGCCGGAGCAACUCCAAAUAUUGAACCAGGAGAGGGUGCGGGAUGAAGUAGAUGUGUGUAUAGUGGGAGGAGGCCCCGCGGGGCUAGCCACUGCAAUCAAGUUGAAGCAGCUAGAUAACCAAAAUGGACUGGGAGAUAUGCGUGUUGUUGUUUUGGAAAAAGCCGCCGACUUUGGUGGCCACACUGUUAGUGGAGCAGUAAUAGAACCACAAGCGUUUAGAGAGUUGUUCCCCGACUCUUCUGAUCAGGAGGAUAUCCCACUACCAGAGGAUCUUGUGACAAAAGUGACAUCUAACCAUAUGAAGUACCUCACGAAAAAGUCCACAUGGCUGUUGCCUGAACCGCCACAGCUAUCAAACAAGGGCAACUAUAUAGUCAGUUUGAACACUGUGGUAAAGUACUUGAGUGAGCAAGCAGAGGAGUUGGGGGUCGAGUUAUACUCCGGUGUUGCUGUUAGCGAGGUUCUCUACGAUAAAGAUGACACUUGUGUUAUUGGAGUCGCAACACAGGACAUGGGCAUAGACUCAAAGGGUAGACCCAAACCAUCAUUUGAGCGAGGGCUAGAGUUCACUGCACAAACAACUGUUUUUGCAGAAGGGUGCCAUGGAUCAUUGACAAAACAGUUGAUUAAACGGUUCAACUUGAGAAAGAACUCUGAUCCGCAAACGUAUGGAUUGGGGAUCAAAGAGGUAUGGGAGGUCAACCCUGAAAAGUUUAAAAAGGGCUAUGUUUCGCACACAUUGGGGUAUCCAUUGACCAAACAGUCGGCCAGCUAUGGCGGUGGGUUUAUGUACCAUUUCGGUAAUGGCCUUGUUGCAGUAGGGUUGGUUAUCGGAUUGGACUAUAAAAACCCAUACAUCUCCCCUUACUUUGAGUUUCAAAAGAUGAAACACCAUCCGUACUACUCCAAUGUGUUGACGGGCGGUAAAUGCAUAAGCUUUGCUGCACGUACCUUGGUGGAAGGAGGGAUCCAGUCGCUUCCCAAGUUGGAGUUCAAUGGUGGGCUUCUUGUUGGAGACGGUGCCGGGUUCUUGAAUGUGUGCAAGAUCAAAGGGACCCACACUGCAAUAAGGUCCGGCAUCAUUGCUGCUAAGUGUAUCUACAACAAAAAGCUGGAGCUGGAGCUUGAGUAUGAGUCUAAAGUAAAGAGAUCCUCCAUAUAUGAUGAGUUACACAGUGUGCGGAAUGUGCGGCCAAGCUUUAACUCCAAGCUUGGUGUUGUGGGUGGAAUGGCCUACUCUGGCUUUACCACCACCAUCAAGGGGAAAGAGCCAUGGACAUUGCAGUUUGGUCACGGCGAUGCUGCAGCAACACAAAAAGCUCAACACUAUGCUCCAAUCGAGUAUCCCAAACCAGACGGCGUCCUCUCGUACGAUAUUGCCACCUCGGUAAGUCGCACUGGUACCAUGCACAGAGAAAACCAGCCUAGCCAUUUGUAUGUGGAGAAUCUACAACAACAUGCGGAAAAGAGCUGGCCAGCAUACAAGGGGGUCGAGGAGAGGUUCUGUCCUGCGGGAGUUUACGAAUAUGUCGAGGACAAAUCAAACCCAUUAGGAGUUGAGUUUAGAAUCAACUCGCAAAACUGUAUCCAUUGCAAAACAUGCGACAUCAAAACUCCUACUCAGGAUAUUACGUGGAAGGUCCCCGAGGGGGGCGAUGGUCCAAACUAUUAUAUGACCUAA